This is a messenger RNA of Daucus carota subsp. sativus, 1590 nucleotides long. RefSeq names its product protein BCCIP homolog. NCBI's taxonomy places the organism in Eukaryota, Viridiplantae, Streptophyta, Magnoliopsida, Apiales, Apiaceae. The coding region runs from base 264 to 1229 and encodes 321 amino acids. Gene Ontology annotation, cellular component: nucleus. The record is from RefSeq and is a predicted model, not a curated record. The transcript is spliced from 10 exons.
AUAAUAUGGAGGCCUAAACAACCGCUUGAGUUUACUUCACUUUUGACCCGGCCCGCUGUUUACGUCCUUUUUAUUAAGCAGCCUUGUAGCUCAUAUAGUAGAGUUGUUGCCGGAGAGAUGUUCUAGGAGCAGGAGCAGCGAAAGCAAAACAAAACAAAGGUUUAACAAAGUAAUCAAACACUAAUUACAUCUUCUGCGAGCCAUCAAGGGAUUAACGUUCUGCUUAAUAGUUCUUGGAUUGCAAGAUUCAUCAUAAAUUAAGUAUGCCCCGAAAGAUAACAAGAAGACUAAGAUCCCAUCCCAUCACUUUCUCCCGCUUUGCUCGUACACUGGCCCUUGCCUCUGUUUGCAAGGUCAAUCGCAAUAUUCGUAACUCCAAAAAUAGUGGACAGGCUUCUCUCAUCUCUUCAGGUAAAAGUGGUGUAAAUCUAGCCAUGAAAAAUCAUAAAUCACAACCUGAAUCUUCUGAUGAUGAAGAGUUCGAAGGAAGUGUCCAAGCAGAUUUUGCCUUCUUUGAUCCGAAGCCGGAUGACUUCCAUGGUGUUAAGGUCCUCCUGCAGAACUACCUUGAUGAUAAACAAUGGGAUUCUAGUGGCUUUACAGACUUGAUACUGGCGCAAACCACUGUAGGGACUGUUGUUAAAAUCGAGGAUGAUGAAGAUAAUGGAGUAUAUGCAGUGGCCACCGUCUUGAACUUGGAAAGAUAUAAGGAUCAGAAGUGCAUAAUGGACAUCAAGCAAUUCCUGCUUGAAGUGUGUCAAGAGAAAAGUAUACAACAGAGCAUGGAAACUAUGUUAGGAGAGCAAGCACAGGAUGUUGGACUAUUGAUUUCUCAGCGAGUAGUAAAUCUACCACCUCAGCUUUUGCCACCACUUUAUGAUGCUCUGUUUGAUGAAGUUUCUUGGGCAAUAGAAGAUGAGCCAACAAAGGAACUGAGAAAUUCAUUUUGUUUCAAGUAUUACUUAAUUGUUGGCAAGAUAUAUGAGCUUAAGAAAAUUAACAACAAACAUAAUAGGACAAGUAGCAGUGAAGAAGCUAUCAUAUAUACUAAGCCCGAAGAAGAAAUUUUACAUGAGCUCUGCUCAUGGUCGUUCAAAUUUCCUUUACAUUCCCAAGGGCAUACAGCUCACGAGUUGAAAAACUACAAGAUAGUGGGUUUAGCCAUGGCUGUUGAAGCAACCAAAGUCGCCACAUUCAGAGAACAGUUGCGGAGUUUGAUUGAAGAGUGAAGUGUAAGGUGCAGUAAUUCUGAGUUUGGGUUGAUGCCGUACUGGAAGUUCUUGCAAGAAUUAUUGCUAGAGAAUGCUUUGCUGGGAAUCAUAUUAAUGACCCAUAUGCAGGUUUUCAUAGGGUGAUGCCCCCCCAAAUUUUGAAUUAAAUAUCGAUCUAUAAUUUUGAAGGGGAGGCUGUGUGUCAUGUUUAAUUUAAAACACUUUUUAGCUGUGUAGAUUUUUUUUUUUUUUAUAAAAAUUAUAUCCAUUUGAUUAUGCAUGAUGCUGGCAGGCAGCUUAUCCUUGGGCCCAGUUGAGGUCCUUGAGGAUAUCUAUCAUAGUUUUAGACCAAUUAUUUAUAGCAUGUACUCCCUCUGUC